GUCAGGACUCCUGCAUGCUGCUCAGCAGACGCCAAUGCGGAAUGUACACAGGCUGAGCCUCGGGCGCCCCUCUCCUUGCUGCUUGUGGUCAGAUGUUCAGGUGUGCUUGUAGCGCCAUGGAGCUGAUGCGCUGCUGCUGCCUGUUGUACAGCUGACAUUGGGGCUAGUUUGCGCUUACUUAGUAUAGGGAAUGACUCGGUUCAGCCUGGUGGCGCAACUUGGUAGGAACUCGGACCAGAGCAGGGCAGGCUUUUGCCCUCAAGUUUCGAAGUGAUCAAGACUAUUGGGCAACAAGAGACCGUGUUUGGCUGCUCAGUGCAACGAAGAAGAGUGCAUCAGGUACGCAUCUGAAAAGACAAUGAAUCUGAUGAAGCUCUAAUAUAUGUUUCACCAUCCAGUGAACGUAUUCUUCUGAUGCUGCUUCUGAUCGUGAGGUCGACGAAGAGCUGCAAGUGAGAAGAGGUUCGACAGAGCUGCUAUUGGCAUGCAUAUAAUACGAGGUUGCGCCUCUUCAACCUGGUGCAAGUGAGCCAAGACCAGGGGGUUGUACUAUGGGAUUCGUUAGAGUUCUCAGCAACCUGGCCGGGUCGAUCGUGUUAAAAAAAGAGGCUAACCUGUGACAGAAAGCAGAGGGGGGUCAGCUGCUCAACACAUAAAAAAAAGCAGCUGCUGAUUGGUUCUUUCCACAGAAUCGUUCAAAAACUUAUCAGCAAUCAGGUUUUAAAGAGUGGCUGUAUGUCACGAUUCUUCUCGGCCCAAGGCCAACUCGCCAUCUGGACCCGAACUGCUUCAUUCAGGCCGGUCUAGAUCAGUUUCUCGAAGGCCAUGGUGGGUGGGGAUGGUCCAGCAUCAGUUGGGGCUCCAGCUGACCCUCCCCUCUCAACUGGCCCGCCCCUUACAGCCAACCCGCACCUUGCGCCGAUCAGCAACGGCGAGUCAAGCACACUGGCAGGUUCGAGAAGCGCGCAGUCGCUCGAUGGCGCACAGGAAGGCUUCGCAGAAAAGGCAAACGAGGUGUAUCAGCCAACGAGCCCUAGAUACUACAGCAUGCGCACACCAGAGGAGAUCAAGGCCACGCGAGCGGCGAGCGAGAAGCGGCGCCGCACCGGGGAACCCUUUCUGGAGGGCUUUUUCGAAGCUGGGCACCCAAGGGCACCCAAGAACGAGGAUGGCCGCCCGACCGAACCAGGCGGAAGCGCCCGUGCACUUCAUCCAGAGGCGCCCUCUAGAAGCACCCUUGUUGCGCGUACCAACCGCGCUGGCUCAACGGGUGUGGACAACCAGGCGCCUGCUUCCAUCCCUGUUCUGCAUGGCCUCUUUGACCCCAGCUACUUCCACGAUUUUCAACGCAGGCUGAGAGAGGAAGUGGCAGCUUCGCAGGAGCUCGAAGCAGCCACCACCGACUCACAGGACAACGGCGACCCAGAGGGCAGGCCCCCGGGCCUUAUAACGAAGAUGACGAGCACCCCCUCCGGCCAGGGGGGCGCUGGCGCUCCUGGUGAAUCCAUGGACGUUGACAGUCGGCCACAGCCGUCCAGCGCCCAUUGCAGCCAGGCAAGCAGUGGCAGCAACCAGCAGCCGCCGCGCGCCUUCAGUGGAGAGGAGUCGCAGAAAACGGAGUCAGAAGGGGAGGGCGAGGACGUUGAGGGGGCGGGGUUUGAGAGCGUGCACGAAUCCUCAGACGAAGAGACGUCCCAGGAUCGUGCAAUGAUCGACGACGCGCCUCAGGAAGAGGAGAACGAAGUGGUGCAGUACGGCCGGAUGAUUGCGGCGAUGGAGACAGAUUCGGACGCAGAGGGCUUCUCCCAGGUGCUGGCGAAGCUCAAGCGCCGCGCGCCGAAUGUGGAGACCAACCCGGCCCCAAGCAACCGCCGGCGCCGCGUGCUGCUCUCACCCUCCGACUCCUCGAGCGAGGAUGAGGGCAGCUCGUCCCCUGUUCGCAGCCAGGCCCCGAGCGCCAAGCACCCCCCCUUGCCGGAGGAAGGGGAAGCGCUUGGGGCGGACUGCCCGAUGCCGGACGACCCCUUGUGGGAGCCCGAGGAUGACGCCUGGUUGUACGACCUUUCGCCAGAGGACCUUGCCUGGUCGGACUAUGUCGCGGACUUCGUCGACCUGAGCUUGGAGGACGACUUCGCCCAAGCGUGCGAGAUCGUUCCACAUUCGCGCGGAGGCAGCAGCCAGGCCACAGCUGCCAAGGGUGCUCCGAUCGCCCUCGAUGCAGCCGAGCCAUCCUCGCUGAGCAAUUGGCUCACUUCGCCCUCCGUCCCCGUCCCCGUCCCGAGCGCCGCGGCUGCCCAGAGCGCCAUCGGGGCGGCCCAACAGGAGCAGACCCUACCUGCUGCGGCCCAGAGCUCAGGGGGCGCAACCAACGCCACCCAACCGCCCCCUGCUCCCCGCCUCGUACCCGAAGGCGUUGCAGUGCAGGAAACGAUGCCCUUCCCCCAGGUACCCAGCCUAGCUGACGUGGGGGGGGCGUCACGAGUCGACCCCAUCGUGGCCGCCGCUCAUCACUUGCACACGCAUGGUGUGGCGGCGCUGACGUUCAACAUGAAAGUCUCGCUGAACGACAAGGGAGAGGAGAAGAAAGCGCCGGCUGGCCUCAUGCCAGAGUGGCAGAAGAAGUGCGAUCUCGGCAACUGUUUGCGCCAAGGAGUCCGGCCUGGCAGAGCCUGCCUUGCGAUCGUGACCGAACCCUCGGACCUCAUCGUCCUCGACGUCGAUACGAAGGACGAAGGGGUGGAGACCUUCGAGGAAGUGCUAGCAGAACACGGCCCCUUGCCUGACGAUACCCCUUGGGAGUGGUCCGGAACGAGGCCUGGGAUGCACUUCUUCUUCUCCCUCUCGCAGUCCAAGGCCGCCGGGUUGCUGAGCGGCGCCAACAGGACUAAGCUGACGUACAAGGGCCAAAAAGUGGGGCUUGACACGCGCGGCGAGGGGGGGAUGGUCUUCGUGGGCCCCAGCAGCUACAAGAGCCUGGAUGGCACAGUGCGCUCGUAUGAGUGGGUGCAGGAGAUCGCCCAAGACCGCUCCAACCUCCGAGCUAUGCCCGGGUGGUUGAUCGGAAUCCUCAACGACAGCAGCGCGCCCUCAGCAGCACCAGGGGCAGCGCCAUUGGCCCCCGCUCGCUUCGCUGAGGGCCUCAAUGCCGACGGAGUCGAGUUGCCCCCUCCGCCGGCGGUCCUGGAGCGCAUCAAGAAAUGCCUUGCAGACGUAGGAGACACCUCUUCGCGCUUCGACAAGCUCAAGAGGUUCCCUGGGGGGCCGGACCUGUACGCCUAUCGCGUUAGCGGCGCACGCGUGUGUCCGUAUGGUGUGAGCCACAGCGGCUCGAACAACUUUUGUGUCCUGGUACGUGGUCGCGGUCUUUUCUACAAGUGCAACAGCUCCGAGUGCUGCGACGUUCAUCCGCAGCGCAAGAUCGGGGAGCUCACGGCACAGGAGAGCAUGGUGUGGGGGGCGAGACGGCCUCGGUUGCUGAGGACGACCUGA
This is a messenger RNA of Klebsormidium nitens, 3489 nucleotides long. The record is from the annotation of a GenBank genome assembly. NCBI's taxonomy places the organism in Eukaryota, Viridiplantae, Streptophyta, Klebsormidiophyceae, Klebsormidiales, Klebsormidiaceae.